Messenger RNA from Dermacentor albipictus, 477 nucleotides. Its product is annotated as cuticle protein 10.9-like. Lineage: Eukaryota; Metazoa; Arthropoda; Arachnida; Ixodida; Ixodidae. The record is from RefSeq and is a predicted model, not a curated record. Gene Ontology annotation, molecular function: structural constituent of chitin-based larval cuticle. Gene Ontology annotation, cellular component: chitin-based extracellular matrix.
AUGCAGGCCUCCGUGUUCCUUGCCUUCACAACCAUUGUGAGGGCUGGAAACAUUUUUGGCGGUGGCCAGCAGUAUGGCUUCCAAGGCGCCGGUUUUCAAACUGGGGGUUUCCGACGACCACUAUACACUGCAGCUGCUACUCCUGGGUUCUCGGCUGCUGGUGCCUCCUACCCUCCCCAACCCUACAGCUUCGGCUACGACAAUACGGAUGAAUUUGGCACCCAGCUCUUCCACAAGGAACAAGGGGACGCCAACAACGCAAAGACUGGUUCGUACGGUUACCGCGACGCAAACGGAAUCUUCCGCACAGUGAACUACGUGGCCGAUGCCAACGGAUUCCGUGCCACUGUGGACACCAAUGAGCCCGGCACCGCUGCAGGUGCGAGUGCAGACGCCGUGUUCAACGCGAACCCUGUGGCGGCACCUGCAGGAGCCGGUGGUCGCUAUGCCGGAGCGGGUGGUCCCUGGGCUGGCUAG